AGCACAAAGUAGUCAGGAGGCCAAGACCCAAAGAGAUCUGGCAAGUAGACCACACUCUGGUCCUUGACGCAGCAUGGAGGACAUUCCCGACACCUCGCGCCCACCACUGAAGUAUGUGAAGGGGAUCCCUCUAAUCAAGUACUUUGCAGAGGCACUGGAGUCACUGCAGGACUUCCAAGCUCAGCCUGAUGACCUGCUUAUCAGCACGUACCCCAAAUCUGGCACCACUUGGGUGAGCGAGAUCCUGGACAUGAUCUACCAAGACGGUGAUGUAGAGAAGUGUCGCAGGGCCCCCGUCUUCAUCCGGGUACCCUUCCUUGAGUUCAAGGCUCCAGGGAUUCCCACAGGUUUGGAGGUUCUAAAAGAUACACCAGCCCCACGACUCAUCAAGACACACCUGCCCCUGGCCCUGCUCCCCCAGACCUUGUUGGAUCAGAAGGUCAAGGUGGUCUACGUCGCCCGCAACGCAAAAGAUGUAGCUGUCUCCUAUUACCACUUCUACCGCAUGGCCAAGGUGCACCCUGACCCUGACACCUGGGACAGCUUCCUGGAGAAGUUCAUGGCUGGGGAAGUGUCCUAUGGGUCCUGGUAUCAGCAUGUGCAGGAAUGGUGGGAGCUGAGUCACACUCACCCUGUUCUCUACCUCUUCUAUGAGGACAUGAAAGAGAACCCCAAAAGGGAGAUUCAGAAGAUCCUGAAGUUUGUGGGGCGCUCCCUGCCAGAGGAGACUGUGGAUCUCAUUGUCCAGCACACGUCUUUCAAGGAGAUGAAGAACAACUCCAUGGCUAACUACACCACCUUAUCUCCUGACAUCAUGGACCACAGCAUUUCUGCCUUCAUGAGGAAAGGCAUCUCGGGGGACUGGAAGACCACCUUCACUGUGGCCCAGAAUGAGCGCUUUGAUGCCGACUAUGCCAAGAAGAUGGAGGGUUGUGGCCUCAGCUUCCGCACACAGCUGUGAGCAGUGCCCCCAGGAGGCACCCAAAGGCCCCGUGCUCUGACACAGCCAGCCCCCAGCUUCAAAAAUAAAAUUCCAUUGGUAUU
This is a messenger RNA of Canis lupus familiaris (dog), 1044 nucleotides long. RefSeq names its product sulfotransferase family, cytosolic, 1A, phenol-preferring, member 1 (gene SULT1A1). The transcript is spliced from 8 exons. Gene Ontology annotation, molecular function: sulfotransferase activity. Bases 74 to 961 code for a protein of 295 amino acids. NCBI's taxonomy places the organism in Eukaryota, Metazoa, Chordata, Mammalia, Carnivora, Canidae. Gene Ontology annotation, cellular component: cytoplasm. The record is from RefSeq and is marked provisional. Gene Ontology annotation, biological process: sulfation.